This is a messenger RNA of Fonsecaea erecta, 1266 nucleotides long. RefSeq lists its product as hypothetical. The record is from RefSeq and is a predicted model, not a curated record. The coding region runs from base 1 to 1266 and encodes 421 amino acids. Lineage: Eukaryota; Fungi; Ascomycota; Eurotiomycetes; Chaetothyriales; Herpotrichiellaceae. The transcript has 4 exons.
AUGGCAGACGACACAGAGGUGACCCAGCCGCCUUCGCAUGCGCGCUCUACCCCGCCAAACGGCCAGCCGACAGGGCCUUACCACCAGUCCCAGCACAACCCUCAUCACCACCAACAACACUACCACCACCCGCAUACUCAGAAUAACGCCCCUUCUCCUUCUCCUCCUCCUUCCGCCGAGGCCACCUUCCUCAGACCAUCAGACCUUUUACGGCCUAAGGCUGUUCCUCGUAACAUACCUCCUCCUCCUGCCCCUCCGAAGACAGAGCGUCCCAUAGACCGAGAUGAAAGAGCCGGCAUCCAGGCAAUACGAGACUUUCUUCGAGCGCGCAAAUGCUACGAUGUGCUACCUUUGAGUUUUCGUCUGAUUGAACUAGAUGUCGGCCUUACGGUCAAGGAGAGCUUACAGAUCAUGGUCCAGUGUGGCAUUGUCUCCGCACCGCUCUGGGACUCGAAUACUUCCACAUACGCUGGCCUCUUGACCGUCAACGACUACCUCAACGUUGUCAGGUACUACAAUGUCCACGCCGAUAAGCUGAAAGAUGUCGAUAAAUUGCUCCUCAGCGAUCUAAAAGAUGUCGAGAAAGUCCUCAACGUCAAACCUCCCGAGACGGUCUCUGCCUCGCCCGAAGCUAUCCUCUAUGAUGCUCUCCGCAAACAGCUUGUCUCGCGUGCUCGUCGAAUACCGUUAGUCAGCUAUGACAGCGACACCCAACGCACCAUGGUCACUUCGGUCAUCACCCAAUACCGUAUCCUCAAAUUCAUCUCGAUGAACGUCAAAGAGACGGAUAUGUUGAGAAAGCCCCUUGAGAUGAUCAAACUGGGCACCUAUACCGGCAUUGUGAGGUGUAGUAUGGACACCACGGUCCUGGAUGUGGUCGAUGAGAUGGUCACCAAGAACAUCAGUAGUGUGCCGGUUGUUACGACGGAGGGUAUGCUCCUGAACGUCUUCGAGGCUGUUGACGUGAUUGAGAUCCUCAAAUCCGGCGACUACGGCAACUUGACCUGGACCGUGGGCAAAGCUCUCAGCUGUCGCUCGCCUAAUCAUCCCGGUAUCUACUGCUGCUCACUCGAAGACGGGUUAGACACCAUUUUUGAAACGAUCAAGAAGUCCCGGGUUCAUCGGUUGAUGGUGGUAGACGAGCAGAAUUACCUCAAAGGAGUGUUGAGUCUGAGUGACAUUUUGCACUAUCUGCUGGUAGACGGCGAGGAGAAAGACGGCGCUGGGCACGGACAUGUCAACGCCGAGAAGAUCUACGGCGCAUGA